Cydia pomonella (codling moth) is the source of this 2684-nucleotide messenger RNA. Its product is annotated as glucose dehydrogenase [FAD, quinone]-like. Gene Ontology annotation, molecular function: oxidoreductase activity, acting on CH-OH group of donors; flavin adenine dinucleotide binding. Lineage: Eukaryota; Metazoa; Arthropoda; Insecta; Lepidoptera; Tortricidae. The transcript is spliced from 13 exons. Bases 327 to 2612 code for a protein of 761 amino acids. The record is from RefSeq and is a predicted model, not a curated record.
AAUUAUAACGAUGAUAACAAGUGUCAUGCAUGAAUAAUGACAUGGUAAUGACAAUUAAAGUAUCAGUCAUGUCUCAAUUCACAAUAAGAUAAGAUACAAAACAAUACUUAAUCUAUUCAAUCACUAAUCAAUUUAAUCUCCUGUGAAAAAAUUAUGUAAAGUGUUAUGUAAGCCUGUUUUUUCCUGUAUGCGAAAUAAAUCACCAUCAUUUUCUUUUAACUUUCAAUACAUACAUACCAACGUAUGUCCAAAAACAUACAUACCAACUACAUUGUAGCGUAGCCAUAAUUAAAUCCCCUAAGAUCUAGUUUUAAAGAAGCUCUAAAAUGUCUCCUCCCGUUGCGUCAUUUAAAGUAGAGAGUUCUGAAACCACGGGCAUGGUUGUCCCGGUGUCAAAAGGCACGUAUUUCAACACGAACUGGGUGUCGAAGCAGGUCCAGUUAUGCCCAUAUGACAUGUUAUACCACCCACCAGACUAUAACCCGAAGGCCGCACGAUCUGACCGCCAGGAACCAAAGAUCAUAAGGAGGAACAUAUGGGACCAGGAAUGUCACAAAGGCAUACCAUCAACAACGCAUUUUACUCUCGGCCGACCGAAAUGGAAGAUCGCCGAUGUUCCAACUAAGGAAUUUGUUAAAGUGCAAGUUGGCGCGGUUGGUGCACAAGCUGUCGUCAAAAUGUUAUUGUCACCCGAGAACUGCCAAUGUCCCCUCGAAGAUUCUCCUUCGGCGCUAGCUGACGCUCCGCUCUACGGCAGCGCCAUACUAUUCAUGGUGCUUCUUGAGAAGUACAUCAAAGGGCGGUGCGCCAUCAACGACCCAUGCCGAAGGGUACACUCCGUGGACACGGUCGCUGCCGACUAUGAUUUUAUAGUCGUCGGGGGCGGCUCGGCCGGCGCUAUAGUCGCUGGGCGCCUUUCAGAGAAUACCACGUUCAAUGUACUUCUUCUGGAGGCCGGUGGCGAGGCGCCCAUCGCCACGCAAGUGCCCUCCUUCUACACCUCGUUCUGGGGUGACGCUCGCUAUGACUGGAGUUACCGCACCGUUCCUGAGGGUUACUGUCUCGACCAAGACGGCAAAGGCUGCAUGUGGCCUAGGGGCAAGGUUCUUGGUGGUUGUAGCGUGUUAAACGGCAUGAUGUACCAUCGUGGCCACGCGGCGGACUACGACGACUGGGUGAAGGCGGGGGCCACGGGCUGGUCCUGGGAGGACAACCUGCCAUACUUCGAAAUGAAUGAGGGCAACAAGCAGAUCGGCUCACUAGUGAGCGGGGACUACCAUUCGGACAAAGGGCCGAUGCCCAUUCAGCAGUUCAGAUACCAGCCCCCGUUCACAUACGAGCUGCUGUCGGCCAUCAGCGAGGCUGGCCUGCCGGUCAUCGCCGACAUGAACGAUCCCAACACUCCGGAAGGAUUCGUCGUGGCGCAGUCCUUUAAUGAAAACGGGCAGCGGGUGACCCCGGCGCGCGCCUACUUGAAGCCUCACGCGCAGCGCCCGAACCUCAGCGUAAAGCUGAACGUUAGGGUCACUAGAGUGCUGUUCGACGGCAAACAAGCUACCGGCGUUGAAUACGUAGACAAGGACGGCGCGAUACGCACCGUGCGGGCGAAGAAAGAGAUCAUCCUCAGCGCAGGCACACUAAACUCUGCUCAUAUCCUGCUCCACUCCGGAAUCGGUCCCCGUGAGACGCUGGAAAAGUUCAACAUUCCCGUUCUAGCCGAUCUGCCCGUGGGCAAGAACCUGCGGAACCACUACGGCAUGACGCUGUACUUCACGCUCACGAAACUGAACAACACAAGGGACUUGGACUGGAGUGCGUUGACGCAAUAUCUGCUGGAGUUGAAGGGGCCGAUGACUGGCACUGGGAUUACACAGUUGACGGGGAUGGCGUACUCCUCGCUUGCAGACCGCAGCCGAAAGCAACCAGACCUGCAGUUCUUCUUCAACGGCUUCUACGCGGAAAAGUCCAUUAAUGGUGUGAUCAAUGAACCGGUGCCGGACUCCCCGCGAGGAUGCAAUAUCUCUGCCGACGCGGCUCUUCUGUUGCCCUACGCCGUUGGACACCUUACUCUGAACUCCUCGGAUCCCCUGGACCCGCCGCUGUUCUACCCUGGCUACUUCAAGGACCCCCGAGAUCUGGUCAUGCUCAGAGAUGGAGCCAGAUACAUUCAGAGAAUUUUUAACACCACAGUCCUUAGAGACAAGUUCGGCGUAGAGCUAGACAGCCGCUAUACGUCCAAGUGUAGCUCCAAGGCGUGGUCGGCCAAAUGGGUGGAAUGCAUGGCACGGGUACACACCGACCCGCAGAACCACCAGAUGGGUACGGCCGCCAUUGGCACUGUGGUCGAUACGCAGCUUCGAGUCAAACAAGUCACAGGCCUACGAGUGAUCGACGCAUCCGUGAUGCCAACUCAAGUGACCGGCAACCCACAAGGACCCAUCAUGAUGGUGGCCGAACGAGGGGCUGCCUUCAUCAAGAAGAACUGGGAACAGAACCAAUGGACACGAGUUCGGCCUAUAGUGACCCCGACACACCCCAUCUUUCUGACGAAGGAACUUUUUAAGCCUAUCGUCGACCAUUUUCAUGCACUGAACGACAAAGUUAAAUUAUAAAAUGGAAAUUGUAUGAAUAAAGUUUGCAAAUAAAAAAACUACGAAUAUUUUUAAACUGAACUAAGCCUAGGA